AUGGCCGAAGAGGACUAUGAAGACCCAUUUUUCUUCAAUACUUCGGAUGACAGCGGCCAGGAGCAUCAGGCCUUCCUGAACUUCAGAAAGAUCUUCCUGCCCUGUACGUACGUGGUGGUGUUCCUCUGCGGCCUCGUGGGGAACUCCCUGGUGCUCAUCAUCUACGCUUUCUACCAGAAGCUGAAGAGCCCGACAGACAUGUUCUUGAUAAACCUGCCCCUGGCAGACCUGCUGUUCGUCUGUACUUUGCCCUUCUGGGCCUAUGCGGGCUUCCACGAGUGGGUCUUUGGUAACAUCUUGUGCAAACUCCUGUUAAGCAUCUAUACUCUGAACUUCUACACAUCCAUGCUCUCGCUCACCUGCAUCACUGUGGACCGCUUCAUGGCCGUGGUGAAGGCCACCAAGGCCUAUACCCAGCAGACCAAGAGAAUGACCUGUGGUAAGGCCACCUGCUUAGCCGUCUGGGCGAUCGCCUUGCUGGUGUCUCUGCCUCAGAUCAUCUAUGCCAAAGUCAGCCACACAGAUAAGGGCUACUGUGGCGCUGAUGAAGAAAGACUUUCCACCGUGGUCCUUGCCACCCAGAUGACAUUGGGCUUCUUCGUGCCGCUACUCACCAUGAUCAUCUGCUACUCGGUCAUCAUCAAGACCCUGUGUCAGGCGCGGGGCUUCCACAGGCACAAGUCCCUCAAGAUCAUCUUCCUGGUGGUGGCUAUGUUCCUGCUGACCCAAACGCCCUUCAACCUCGUGAAACUCAUCGGCAGCACGAGCUGGGAGUACUCCACUAUGGUCAGCUUCCACUAUGCCAUCACGGUGACGGAGUCCAUCGCCUACCUGCGCGCCUGCCUUAACCCUGUGCUCUAUGCUUUUGUCGGCCUGAAGUUUCGGAGGAACUUCUGCAAACUUCUCAAAGACAUUGGCUGCCCUUACCUCAGGGUCUCAAGCCAAUGGAAGUCCUCUGAGGACACGUCCCGCACUUCUGCCUCCCAAAACGCAGAAGCCACCAGCAUGUUCCAGCUGUAG
Molecule: messenger RNA, 1020 nt
Organism: Sorex araneus (European shrew)
Lineage: Eukaryota; Metazoa; Chordata; Mammalia; Eulipotyphla; Soricidae
Gene: CXCR6
Product: C-X-C motif chemokine receptor 6
Exons: 1
Coding region: 1-1020 (339 amino acids)
Biological process (GO): immune response; G protein-coupled receptor signaling pathway; inflammatory response
Cellular component (GO): membrane
Molecular function (GO): coreceptor activity; C-X-C chemokine receptor activity
Source: RefSeq, a predicted model, not a curated record